Molecule: messenger RNA, 857 nt
Organism: Penaeus monodon (black tiger shrimp)
Lineage: Eukaryota; Metazoa; Arthropoda; Malacostraca; Decapoda; Penaeidae
Product: NPC intracellular cholesterol transporter 2-like
Exons: 5
Coding region: 173-613 (146 amino acids)
Biological process (GO): sterol transport
Molecular function (GO): sterol binding
Source: RefSeq, a predicted model, not a curated record
CCUUCUUCAGGAAAGAUAACACACAGAGCUUUAAAAUCCCAGCGUGCAUUGCAGAAGCAGUUCACUCUUUGUCUCUGUGACGUUGCGGCCUCAUCUCCUCGUCUCCUGCGCCCCUGCAUCGCUCACUGAAGCCCCGCCUCUCUUUCCCUGCACUGGAAUUUCGAGACGGAACAUGGCUGCCUUAUUCCUCGCUCUGUGUCUAGUGUCUGUCGCUUCUGCCACCAUCUUCCAAGACUGCGGUUCCUUGGGCGCCGACGUCGAUCUCCGCGUGGAGGGCUGCGACGUCCCCCCGUGCGUCUUGAAGAGAGGGGAGACCUACCCCUUCGAGAUCCUCUUCACGGCCAGCAGGUCCUCCUCCGAGCUGCGGAUCGACGCGUACGCCUCCAUCGGCGGCCUCCCCGUGCCCUGGCCCGGCCUGGACACGGACGGCUGCCAGCAACUGCAGGGCACGGAGACGCCCUGCCCGAUCGCCGAAGGGGACCAAGUGCUCUGGCAUAUGGAGGUCUACGUGCUAAAGGACUUCCCGGCGAUUGCAACUGUGGCUACGUUUAAACUGCUCGACAGCCACGGGGAUCCUCAAGCAUGUGUCGUGGUUCCGGUGCAGCUUAUAUAGGCCUUAGACCGCGUCCCUGUGUAGGCUGUGUAGGUCUGUCUAAGGUGUGGAGUAUUUUUUUUUUGUCUGUUUGAUAUGACGUUGUUAUCGAGAUUUGUAAAUUUCAAAUUGUAGGUAUGUUUAGAAAUGUGAAAUGAGGUAUGGAUGUAUUUUAGGUGAAGCCUUAUUGUACAUAAACACACACACACACACACACACACACACACACACACACACACACAUACACACACACACACACACACAU